Molecule: messenger RNA, 6185 nt
Organism: Notolabrus celidotus (New Zealand spotty)
Lineage: Eukaryota; Metazoa; Chordata; Actinopteri; Labriformes; Labridae
Exons: 3
Coding region: 113-6073 (1986 amino acids)
Source: RefSeq, a predicted model, not a curated record
UAAACCAGGUUCAGAAACUGCAAGAGUUCACCCAGCAGGACUUAGAGCUGACCGUAUUUACGUCACCAGCGUUUUUCAAGUUGAAAUUAAUCGCCAACAAAGAAAGAUAGAAAUGAACACACCAAGAGAACAAGAAAGGAUGGACCAACAGUCAAAUCUGGUCACUAUUAAUACACUUCGCCCAGUUGUCUGCAUGUUCCUGGACCGCAUCACGUCAGGAACAUGGGAAACAGUGCAGACGGGGCGUUUAGACGAGGAGACAAAGACUAUCCUCACAGAUAUGUUUGUGGAUAUCCUGGAGAUUGUUGCUAAAUCUCUCCUGGAGUUAUUGAGGAACAGGCUAACAGAGGAGGAGAGAGGAGCCCAGAAGAGCCCUGAAGUAUCAGAGGAGGAAGUGUACAAGCGUCUGGGUAACCUGGGUGAGAUUGUCACACAGACUGUGGCGGAGGUGCAAGGUGUAGGUAACAUCCGUUACUCGCGCACACAGGAGAUGACGGAGCUUCUAGUCGCAGGAGUCACAGAGAGAGUCAACUCCAAACUCUCGCAAAGCUGCUACGGAGAAGACGUCGAGGAGCACAAGACUUCUCCGGGGAUGGCAAAGAAGAUGGCUUUACAUUUCAAGAAGAUCUUGAGGAAAUGUGCUACGAAAAUGUCAAAGAUGCUUUCAAGAAAGAAGGCUGAGCAAGAGCAGGAGGAGGAGGAGGAGGAGCAUGAAGGAGAGGUUAGAUCUGUUCAAAGAGAGGAGGAGGAGGAGGUCAUGUCAGUCACACAGACCCCUGGAACAUCUCUGCAACAAGACAAACCAAGCUGUGUUGAGUCUAAAGCCAAUGCAUUUACUAAAUCAGUAAUAUCUGUGAAGACCAUCUUGGAGGAACACUUGAGACAGAUAGAUGGUGCUGCUGAUGGAGACGGUCUGAUUACAGAGGAAGACAUGGAGCAGCUUAACUUAAAAUCCUCCCAGGAUUCAAAGGUAGUAGCAAUACAGAUUGUUGAUAUCCUGACAAAUAGCUCUCAACAGGAUGUGGUUAGCACACCGAAUGAACAGGACAAAUCAAAGACAGUGACACCAACCAGAAAAUCACUCAGGAAGAGGAUCGCCAGCAAAAUCAAGGCUCUCUUUAUCAGAAAAUACGCCAGAGAGUCAAUCCUGAGCGUGAUGACCAAACUGAGUGACAAGGAAACCUCAAGUCAAAGAGAGAUAGAAGAGGAACUAUCAGUGGAGAUUCUUCUUAACAGUGUUCAUGAACUCGUGGACGACAUGAUGUCAAAGGUAGUUCUGGAAACCGGAAGCAGUUCAGAAGAGGAUUGCCUGUUUGAGAAACUUGCCAGCUACAUUUCCAGUGGAAAGCAUGGCAGUGAUGCUGAGGUGCUGAGUGAAGCCCUGGCUGAUCAUCUGAUACCUGAAGAAGACAUUGAAGUACAGUCUCAGGUGGAGAUCCGGACAGAAGUAAAGGGUUUCAUGAAGAGGAUGAAGAACUGGCUCAUUCAGCAGGUACAAAAGUGCAAAGGAAAGAAGGGAAACAUCAGUAUUGCUGUGAAACAGAUCUCAAAGGUUGUGAGCAUUCAGCCAGAAGAAACGAGUGCUCUGGAAGAAGAGACAGAGACUUUGACCUACAUCAAACCUAAGAAUAAGUCAAGCCAAAGUUCCACAUCUCAGUGUAAGGAGGAGGAGGUCCCGGCAGUCACACAGACCCCUGUAACUUCUCUUCAAGAAGACGAUAAAAGCAGUGUUGAGUCUAAAGCCAAUGCAUUUAUUAAAUCAGUAAUAUCUGUGAAGACCAUCUUGGAGGAACACUUGAGACAGAUAGAUGGUGCUGCUGAUGGAGACGGUCUGAUUACAGAGGAAGACAUGGAGCAGCUUAACUUAAAAUCCUCCCAGGAUUCAAAGGUAGUAGCAAUACAGAUUGUUGAUAUCCUGACAAAUAGCUCUCAACAGGAUGUGGUUAGCACACUGAAUGAACAGGACAAAUCAAAGACAGUGACACCAACCAGAAAAUCACUCAGGAAGAGGAUCGCCAGCAAAAUCAAGGCUCUCUUUAUCAGAAAAUACGCCAGAGAGUCAAUCCUGAGCGUGAUGACCAAACUGAGUGACAAGGAAACCUCAAGUCAAAGAGAGAUAGAAGAGGAACUAUCAGUGGAGAUUCUUCUUAACAGUGUUCAUGAACUCGUGGACGACAUGAUCUCAAACGUAGUUCUGGAAACCGGAAGCAGUUCAGAAGAGCAUUGCCUGUUUGAGAAACUUGCCAGCUACAUUUCCAGUGGAAAGCAUGACAGUGAUGCUGAGGUGCUGAGUGAAGCCCUGGCUGAUCAUCUGAUGCCUGAAGAAGACAAUGAAGAAAUGUCUCAGGUGGAGAUCCGGACAGAAGUAGAGGGUUUCAUGAAGAGGAUGAAGAACUGGCUCAUUCAGCAGGUACAAAAGUGCAAAGGAAAGAAGGGAAACAUCAGUAUGGCUGUUCAAGAGAUCUCAAAGGUUGUGAGCAUUCAGCCAGAAGAAACGAGUGCUCUGGAAGAAGAGACAGAGACUUUGACCUACAUCAAACCUAAGAAUAAGUCAAGCCAAAGUUCCACAUCUCAGUGUAAGGAGGAGGAGGUCCCGGCAGUCACACAGACCCCCGUAACUUCUCUUCAAGAAGACGAUAAAAGCAGUGUUGAGUCUAAAGCCAAUGCAUUUAUUAAAUCAGUAAUAUCUGUGAAGACCAUCUUGGAGGAACACUUGAGACAGAUAGAUGGUGCUGCUGAUGGAGACGGUCUGAUUACAGAGGAAGACAUGGAGCAGCUUAACUUAAAAUCCUCCCAGGAUUCAAAGGUAGUAGCAAUACAGAUUGUUGAUAUCCUGACAAAUAGCUCUCAACAGGAUGUGGUUAGCACACUGAAUAAACAGGACCAUUUAAAGACAGUGACACCAACCAGAAAAUCACUCAGGAAGAGGAUCGCCAGCAAAAUCAAGGCUCUCUUUAUCAGAAAAUACGCCAGAGAGUCAAUCCUGAGCGUGACGACCAAACUGAGUGACAAGGAAACCUCAAGUCAAAGAGAGAUAGAAGAGGAACUAUCAGUGGAGAUUCUUCUUAACAGUGUUCAUGAACUCGUGGACGACAUGAUGUCAAAGGUAGUUCUGGAAACCGGAAGCAGUUCAGAAGAGGAUUGCCUGUUUGAGAAACUUGCCAGCUACAUUUCCAGUGGAAAGCAUGGCAGUGAUGCUGAGGUGCUGAGUGAAGCCCUGGCUGAUCAUCUGAUACCUGAAGAAGACAAUGAAGUAAAGUCUCAGGUAGAGAUCCGGACAGAAGUAGAGGGUUUCAUGAAGAGGAUGAAGAACUGGCUCAUUCGGCAGGUACACAAGUGCAAAGGAAAGAAGGGAAACAUCAAUAUGGCUGUGAAACAGAUCUCAAAGGUUGUGAGCAUUCGGCCAGAAGAAACGAGUGCUCUGGAAGAAGAGACAGAGACUUUGACCAACAUCAAACCUAAGAAUAAGUCAAGCCAAAGUUCCACAUCUCAGUGUAAGGAGGAGGAGGUCCCGGCAGUCACACAGACCCCCGUAACUUCUCUUCAAGAAGACAAACCAAGCAGUGAUGAGUCUGAAGCCAAUGCAUUUAUUAAAUCAGUAAUAUCUGUGAAGACCAUCUUGGAGGAACACUUGAGACAGAUAGAUGGUGCUGCUGAUGGAGACGGCCUGAUUACAGAGGAAGACAUGGAGCAGCUUCAUUCAAGAUCCGACCAGGAUUCAGAGGAACUAGCUAUAGAGAUUGUUGAGAUCCUGACAAAUAGCUCUCAACAGGAUGUGGUUAGCACACAGAAUGAACAGGACAAAUCAAAGACAGAGACACCAACCAGAAAAACACUCAAGAAGAGGAUCACCAGCAAAAUCAAGGCUCUCUUAAUCAGAAAAUACGCCAGAGAGUCAAUCCUGAGCGUGACGACCAAACUGAGUGACAAGGAAAACUCAAGUGAAAGAGAGACAGAAGAGGGAUCAUAUUCAGAGACUCUGCUUGACAGUGUUGAUGAACUCAUGAACGACAUGAUGUCAAAGGUAGUUCUGGAAACCAGAAGCAGUACAAAAGAGGAUUGCCUGUUUGAGAAAUUUGUCAGCUACAUUUCCAGUGGAAAGCAUGAUAGUGAUGCUGAGUUGCUGAGUGAAGCCCUGGCUGAUCAUCUGAUGCCUGAAGAAGACAAUGAAGAAAUGUCUCAGGUGGAGAUCCGGACAGAAGUAGAGGGUUUCAUGAAGAGGAUGAGGGACUGGCUCAUUCAGCAGGUACAAAAGUGCAAAGGAAAGAAGGGAAACAUCAGUAUGGCUGUUCAAGAGAUCUCAAAGGUUGUGAGCAUUCAGCCAGAAGAAACGAGUGCUCUGGAAGAAGAGACAGAGACUUUGACCUACAUCAAACCUAAGAAUAAGUCAAGCAAAAGUUCCACAUCUCAGUGUAAGGAGGAGGAGGUCCCGGCAGUCACACAGACCCCCGUAACUUCUCUUCAAGAAGACAAACCAAGCAGUGUUGAGUCUAAAGCCAAUGCAUUUAUUAAAUCAGUAAUAUCUGUGAAGACCAUCUUGGAGGAACACUUGAGACAGAUAGAUGGUGCUGCUGAUGGAGACAGUCUGAUUACAGAGGAAGACAUGGAGCAGCUUCAUUCAAGAUCCGACCAGGAUUUAGAGGAACUAGCAAUAGAGAUUGUUGAGAUCCUGACAUAUAGCUCUCAACAGGAUGUGGUUAGCACACAGAAUGAACAGGACAAAUCAAAGACAGUGACACCAACCAGAAAAACACUCAAGAAGAGGAUCGCCAGCAAAAUCAAGGCUCUCUUAAUCAGAAAAUACGCCAGAGAGUCAAUCCUGAGCGUGACGACCAAACUGAGUGACAAGGAAACCUCAAGUGAAAGAGAGACAGAAGAGGGAUCAUAUUCAGAGACUCUGCUUGACAGUGUUGAUGAACUCAUGAACGACAUGAUGUCAAAGGUAGUUCUGGAAACCAGAAGCAGUACAAAAGAGGAUUGCCUGUUUGAGAAAUUUGUCAGCUACAUUUCCAGUGGAAAGCAUGACAGUGAUGCUGAGUUGCUGAGGGAAGCCCUGGCUGAUCAUCUGAUGCCUGAAGAAGACAAUGAAGAAAUGUCUCAGGUGGAGAUCCGGACAGAAGUAGAGGGUUUCAUGAAGAGGAUGAGGGACUGGCUCAUUCAGCAGGUACAAAAGUGCAAAGGAAAGAAGGGAAACAUCAGUAUGGCUGUUCAAGAGAUCUCAAAGGUUGUGAGCAUUCAGCCAGAAGAAACGAGUGCUCUGGAAGAAGAGACAGAGACUUUGACCUACAUCAAACCUAAGAGUGACAAAAGAGUGAAGAGGGUGACAUUCGCCCCUGAGUGGGCAGUACCCCAACGAUCCACACCUGACCAUGCAGUACCCCAACCAUCCACAUCUCAGUGUGCAGUACCCCAAAGAUCCACACCUGAGCGUGUAGUACCCCAACCAUCCACAUCUCAGUGUGCAGUACCCCAAAGAUCCACACCUGGGCGUGUAGUACCCCAACCAUCUAUACUUGACCUUACAGUGCCCCAAAAAUCCACACCUGAGCGUGUAGUACCCCAACCAUCCACAUCUCAGUGUGCAGUACCCCAACAAUCCACACCUGAGCGUGUAGUACCCCAACCAUCCAUACUUGACCUUACAGGACCCCAACGAUCCACACCUCACACCCCCAAACUCCAAAACUGGGACCAACUGACAUGUGAAAUCAUUGUGUUGGAGCUGUCACGCACAAUCCUGAAAGAUCUCCCCAUCGAUCAGACCCACAGCGCCUACAAAGCCACCGUAGCCAAGUUGACCAACAUGCUCUGGACAGAGGUAAGAGGCUCAGAAGUUGGAGUGGAUUUAAGUUCAGUGAACUUGAAGAAGAUCUGCAAGAAGGUUGCCAAGGAGCUGUCUAAGAAGGUAGGUGAUGCGUUGCUCUGGAGGAGCCUGCUGUCACAGACUCAGUCAUUGAACGAGGUAGUGGUGGAAACUCUGACUAAACAGCUUUUCCCAAAGAAGACCAGCGGCAUCAAAAGGUUCUUCACACGUAUAUUCAAGCCCAUCACUUCCCUCUUCAAACGUAACUAAAGAACCAUCGAUAUGGGUUUACUCCGAGAACUUCGGUUUCCUCCCACAGUAACAUCAAAUGUUUCAAAAAAUAAAAACAAAAAAACAAAAAAAUUAAAUUUCUUAACUUGAA